Messenger RNA from Trichophyton verrucosum HKI 0517, 1953 nucleotides. RefSeq lists its product as uncharacterized. Gene Ontology annotation, cellular component: nucleus. The record is from RefSeq and is a predicted model, not a curated record. Gene Ontology annotation, molecular function: 5'-3' DNA exonuclease activity; 5'-flap endonuclease activity. The coding region runs from base 1 to 1953 and encodes 650 amino acids. The transcript has 6 exons. Lineage: Eukaryota; Fungi; Ascomycota; Eurotiomycetes; Onygenales; Arthrodermataceae. Gene Ontology annotation, biological process: mismatch repair; DNA recombination; DNA double-strand break processing.
AUGGUACUUGCAGCUCGUCCGCUUGAUGAAUGGGCCAACACUCGCACCCAAACAUUCGAUCUAGCUGUGCUCAAGGGCUCUGCGAUAGGCAUCCAUGCCACACACUACCUCGACCUCCAUUUAAACCACUAUGUGACGAAAGAGCCGCUUCUAAUUGCCCUUGGAGGCUUUCCCUUUGCCCUCCAGGCCAACAUCACCCGCGAACUUCAAGCGCUGAAAGCAGCGGACGUCACGCCCGUUUUUGUCUUUGAUGGUCUUGAUGCAGGCAAGCCAUAUCCGGACUUUUCGGCGCAAGCAGAGAAUACCAAGGCAUUGAACCAGGCCUGGGAGUAUUACGACCAACAACAGGCUGAUCAAGUUGUUGAUGCUUUCAGUGGUGCCGUCGCACCUUAUGCGGCCUCGGCUCAGUUGGCCUAUCUUGAAAAGGAGCCUCACCGAUUUAUUGACGCUGUGUUCGGCCCUGCAGAGCUCUUCCUUUUCGAGGUUGAAAAGAUCAUUACCAAGAUGGACACUGACCUGCGCCACUUUAACUGGGUGACAAAAUCUCUAUGUCAGGAAGAGUUGGGCCGUCUUUCAAACCAGCAGUUUGCCGACCUGUGUCUUCUCCUCGGAUCCCCUUUCCUUCCCACAUUUCCACCCUUUGAAACACCGGGCUACGGUGGCGGAAAGCGGGUUAAUAUCAGAGAUGCGGUUGGCAUGUUCAACUCUGCUGGAAGAAACGCGCUCGCACUUUGCGCUCAGUUUGAAGAGGACCAGAGAGUCCACGACCUUGACUAUAUGGAUCGCUUCAAGCGUGCUUUCAUGACCGUUAAGCAUCAUGUCAUUAUGGAUGCAGAUGGGAAAGUCGGCCCACUUGACCCAGAGAAUGCAUCUUCCGACCUACACGAGCUUAUUGGCCAACGCCUUCCCGAGGAGCUUUACUUUUACAUCUCAAAGGGCAUACUAGGCUCGCGGAUCCCCAAUUGGCUCACAUCUGGCGAGCUUUUGCUUACUCUUCCUCUCGGCACUGAGGACACACCUGUCUAUCGCCGCCUUUUCACUGAAAACCUCCCUCCAAUCAGGACACAAGCGCUUUGCCUUUUGUCCAACUCGCUCCACCGCUUUUAUCAGACAAAGGUCAUUAACGUCCGAGCCUGGUACGACGAUAAAACGGAUAAAUCAAUCCAUCUCAAGGAUCUUCCCUCAGUCAAAGACACAAUAACCAGCUGGCGUCUGGGAAACAAGCAGCUGCCGGAGAGUGUACAAAAACUCCAGCCCCUCACAACCAAACAAGAGAUAAUCUCCAAUGUUACAUGGAGGUUCCUUCAACUAAGAGGCUAUGUCGACUCUAAACACCAGCUCACAACUUGGGGAAAAGCUCUUGAAUCUGCACUGUCUUCUCUCAAGCCGUCAGAUAACCUAGAGGAACCAACAUUCCUAGCCGUUGAGCUUGUUCGUUUGGGGAUCCUGAGCUCGAAGGACUGGUUCCCCAACACAUCAGGCGGCCCAAUGAGAGGAACUGCAGAUGAAGAACAGAGGAAUAAUCUCUUGAUCUCGCGAGUUGCAUGUUUCGGGAAAAUCCAGCACAAGCCCAUCGGGUAUUCUGGACCACUCAGCAGGCAACUGCUAUCAUUCCGCUCCCUUGUCAGCACCGUGCGCUCAGCUCUUCGCGACUUGAUAGAAGUUGUUCUCGCAUCGCUGCUGCUCAGCGGGGAUGCUAAUAGGGACCGUGAUGACUGGACUGAUUUAAGUCUAAGCCUUCCUUUUAUCGACGACAAUGAUUGUGGCCUUGCAAUUGCUGUCCGCACCUACCUAGAUGACUUACCGCAGGAACCAGAGCCUACCACUGAAGCCAUCAGAGAAGAAGUCAAGGACAAGGGCAAAGAAUGGUUCCAGCACAGCCACAGCUUCUCUGAGAACCUAGAUAUGUCAUUCCAUCUAUGGGAUGCGGUAAGCGCCAGACCAGCUCCUUAA